Molecule: messenger RNA, 1161 nt
Organism: Bipolaris victoriae FI3
Lineage: Eukaryota; Fungi; Ascomycota; Dothideomycetes; Pleosporales; Pleosporaceae
Exons: 1
Coding region: 1-1161 (386 amino acids)
Molecular function (GO): FAD binding
Source: RefSeq, a predicted model, not a curated record
AUGCGUCGCCUAGGACUCCUCGAAGAACUCCGCCAAUACUGCGUCAACGAAACAGGAAUGGAGCUCAUCGACCUCCACGGCAAAAGUCUCAUGAAAUUCGGCGUCACAAAAGCCGGCGACAAAGGCGGCACCUUCGAACUUACCAACGAAUUCGAAUUCAUGCGCGGCGACUUUGUAAAAAUGAUGUACACAGCCAGUCUCGCAGACCGACAAACUCUAACCACCAAAGGCCAUACAAGCGGUAGCCUAACCUACCUCUUCAACACAACCCUCACUGCCAUAUCCCAAGACAACACCACCCCAGAUCUAGCAACCGCCACCUUCUCCACCAGCGAAACGAGAUCCUACAACCUUAUCGUCGCAGCCGACGGCCAAAACUCACGCACCCGCCGCCUCGUCUUCGGCGAAGCAGUCAACACCUCCGCCUACACCUCCCUAAACACCCACGCCGCCUUCUUCCCCAUCCCACGAUCACCCAACGAAACCAGUCUCGCUCGCAUGUACUCUAGCCCCGAAAACCGGCUCACCAUGACACGUUCCGGCGACCGCCCAGAAACGCAAGUGUACCUUAUCCAAAUGGCAAAUGCACACCGCACGCCUGUCUUGAAAGCAGCGCAAAAGUUGCCAGUGAAGGAGCAAAAGAAGGUGUGGGCGGAGCUGUAUCGCGAUGCGGGAUGGGAGUGUGAGCGUUUUGUGCGUGAGUUGGAUGGUGCAGAGGACUUUUAUGCUACGGAGAUUGUGCAGGUGAAGAUGCCGGGGAGGCAGUUGUAUUCGGGUCGAGUGGUGUUGCUCGGUGAUGCUGGGUACUGUCCCUCGCCCUUUACGGGAAUGGGGACUACACUCGCGCUAAUUGGCGCGUAUGUGCUUGUGGGUGAGUUGGGAAAGCAUGCGGGCGAUGUGGGUGCGGCGCUUAGGGCGUAUGAGGAGGAGAUGAAGGAGCCGGUUGAGGAGAAUCAGAAGUUGGGGGCUUUGGCUAAUGGGGGGAAGGGCAUGUUUCCUCGGUCUGCGUGGGGGAUUUGGGCUGUGAAUACUGUGCUGUGGACUAUGGCUGUGUUGAGGGUGGAUAAGGUACUAGGGAUGCUGGCGGGUUUGGUGCCAGAGGGGAAGGGCAGUGUGUGGAAGGUGCCGGAGUAUCCUGGUAUGAAUAUGGAUGCACUAUAG